Gossypium raimondii (Peruvian cotton) is the source of this 477-nucleotide messenger RNA. Its product is annotated as SKP1-like protein 1B. Gene Ontology annotation, molecular function: cullin family protein binding. The transcript is spliced from 2 exons. The record is from RefSeq and is a predicted model, not a curated record. NCBI's taxonomy places the organism in Eukaryota, Viridiplantae, Streptophyta, Magnoliopsida, Malvales, Malvaceae. Gene Ontology annotation, biological process: SCF-dependent proteasomal ubiquitin-dependent protein catabolic process. Gene Ontology annotation, cellular component: nucleus; cytoplasm. The coding region runs from base 1 to 477 and encodes 158 amino acids.
AUGGAAUCAACUUCGAAGAAGGUAACUCUGAGCAGCUCCGACGGGCGGACUUUCGAGGUGGAGGAAGCGGUUGCAUUCCAGUCUCAGACGAUCAAACACUUGUACGAAACAGGUUGCACCGGCGGCUUCAUACCUGUCCCUAACGUCACCGGCGACAUCUUAUCCAUGGUUCUCCGAUACUGCGAGAAGCACGUAGAUUCGGAUACCGCCGCUGGCAAGGAAAGCUUCUACGAUAACAAACUCAAGCGCUGGGAUGCUCUUUUUGUCAAGGUUGACCAAAGCACCCUCUUCGACCUCAUCUUGGCGGCCGACUUUAUGAAUAUAAAUAGCUUGAUGGACUUGACAUGCAAAACUGUUGCCAACAUGAUGAAGGGGAAGACAAGUGAGGAGAUUCGUGGUACCUUCAACAUCAAGAACGAUUACACCCCCGAGGCAGAAGAGAUGGUUAGGAGGGAGAACCAAUGGGCAUUCGAAUGA